GGAAGGCCCCCUUCCUAAUUGAGAACUUGUCCUUCAGUGACUGGGUUACCAUGGUCGCGGUAAUGCAGACUAGACCCCAUGAACUUGAAGACAAGAUAAAGGAACUGGCCUCCAACAUUGCAGAGGUAUGUAGAAGAUCUGCCAUUGAGAACAGAGAACUGAACCUCAUCAUCGCUAAGAAUGAGAAGGUCAUCCUUGAGCUCCACGGAUACGAUACCUCGCAUUUGGACUGUGCGGGUCGGAUUUCUACAAAUGAGAGCUCAGAGACCUUCACAGACUCCUACAUCAGCAGCAUUGCGCUCACACCAGUGGAACUUGACUACUUCAAGAAAAAGGAAGCACUUAGAAGGAACAACGCCCAUAUGGAGAUCUCCAGCUCUUCUGGUGACACCAGCCACAAGCUCGGCAAGAACAGUUCCUUCUUACCGCUCGCAUUAAGCACAUGGACAGAGAAAGCAGUACAACGGGUUCACAACAGACUCUGGAAGCUGAACUCUUUCAACUACACGACACCGAUUAGCGUGGAUGCCUAUAUGGCAUCGGCAGGCCUCAGUAACGCAGACAUAGACAACUGUCGAACUGCGGCCAGGAAUGCGACCAUCCAUUUUCCAGCUGGACGGUCAGGCUUUGAUGCGGACUUCCUGCCCAUCGCCAAGCUGGAGAAAGGCAAGUGUCCAAAAAAACCGCUGCUUCACCAGAAGGGCAUUCGUAGAUUUCCCAUUGACCUGCUUGAACUCAAGAAGUUGUGGAACGCUGGCAGACCGUUUCUCAAGUGCACAUGCAACGGCUGUGAACUGAACUUCACAUAGCUGGAUCACAUGAUCUGGUAUAUCAUCGGUAACCUGGACAAACUGGACCCAAAUGCACCUUCAGACAAGA
Messenger RNA from Chara braunii, 879 nucleotides. Lineage: Eukaryota; Viridiplantae; Streptophyta; Charophyceae; Charales; Characeae. The record is from the annotation of a GenBank genome assembly.